Parastagonospora nodorum SN15 is the source of this 225-nucleotide messenger RNA. RefSeq lists its product as hypothetical. The transcript has 2 exons. Bases 1 to 225 code for a protein of 74 amino acids. Lineage: Eukaryota; Fungi; Ascomycota; Dothideomycetes; Pleosporales; Phaeosphaeriaceae. The record is from RefSeq and is a predicted model, not a curated record.
AUGUGUGGCACUUUGAAAUCUGGAAUAGUGUUGACUCGGCAAGAUGUGGUUCUCGAGGCGUUUGACACGUACGGUUCUAUGAACCAGAAAGCUGCACAGGUCUUCGGUCUAGUCAGACAUAUAGGAGGUGUAAUGCUUGGUAGUUCAAUGGUAAUAUACCUGAGCCUGGAGACAGGUAACCCAACUGCCAAUCUUGGUAUGCAAUCCCAAAAUCCGACGAUCUAA